Molecule: messenger RNA, 285 nt
Organism: Rotaria sp. Silwood2
Lineage: Eukaryota; Metazoa; Rotifera; Eurotatoria; Philodinida; Philodinidae
Source: the annotation of a GenBank genome assembly
AUGAAUGAUAUAUAUAAUCCAACAAAAUUAAAUAAUUCUCAAUUAUAUUUAAAUGAAGAUGUUCUUAAAAUUGAUGAUGAUGAUUAUUAUUAUGAUGAAAGAACAAGUUAUUAUCAAUUCUUGAUUAAAACAUCUGGAUAUCAAAUUCGUGCAAAACGAUUAAUUGUAACAAUAGAUCCAUUGAGUUGGCAAAAUAUAAAAGGUUUAAUUGCUCGUGAUAUCAAAUCGGAUAUACAUUUUCAAUCAAGUUUACCUGCUAAAACAAUAGUAAUGCAAUGCUAUUGA